CAGUACUCUCAAAAACCGUCACGUUUACACACUCGAAAACACGCUCGAGACCGAAACACCUCCAUUGAUGGCCGCUUUACAAGCUUCCUCUCUCUUGCUUCCUUCUUCUUCCUCCUCCUCGGCUCGUGCUUCAAAGGGAACGGUCACGGCUUCGACCCGAGCCCCGAAGUUCCCUAACCUCCGCAUCUCUGAUCCUAGCUCUGUAAUGACGCAGAAGCUAGUCGAGGAGUUUAGCAACCGGAAUGGUUACCCCAUCACGGAGGUCGUGGAGGAAGUCAAGCUUUCCGAGCCGCGCCGAUCGGCUACUGCUUCUGUCAAAACGAGUGCGAAGAUCUACGCAAUCCUGGAGGCUGUCGAGGAUAGGGUGGAGAUGCACGAGAACAUCGGCAAGCAGCGGGACAACUGGAACAAGCUCCUGCUGAACUCGGUGAACACGAUGACACUCACCGCCACCACCACGGCGGCGAUCUCGGCUGCCAUGCCGACUCCAUCGCUCCGAGCGUGCUCCGCUCUCUUAUUUGCAGCUGCCACUGGGAUGUCGCUCGUCAUGAGCAAAAUCCAGCCAUCGCAGCUGGCUGAAGAGCAACGCAAUGCCUCGAGGCUGUUCAAGCAGCUCCGGAGCGAGAUCAAGUCAAUGCUAGUGCUCAAAUCUCCGACUGAGUCAGACGUGAAGGAAACAUUGGAGAAGGUAUUGGCGCUCGAUAGAGCUUAUCCUCUGGCUUUGGUCGGAGCAAUGAUCGAAAAGUUCCCCGUCAAAUUCAAGCCUGCCGUGUGGUGGCCUAGGUUUUCCGACAACCGCCGCCAAUCACAAGAGCGCAAAACCUUUAUGAACGCGGAGCGAAAUGGAUGGAGCGAGGAGCUGGAAGUGGAGAUGAGAGCAAUCGUCCAAGUCCUCAAGGGCAAAGACAAGCAAGACUACUUAAGGCUCGGAAAUUUGGCUCUAAAGUUGAAUAAGAUGUUGGCGGUUUCGGGUCCUUUACUCACCGGCAUUGCCGCCGCCAGCUCAGCAUUCGGUGUCUCAAUGGCCAUGACGGUGGCAGCCGUCGCCGGCGCGAUGGCGGCGAUCGUCAAUGGCUUCGAGCACGGAGGACAAGUCGGCAUGGUCGUGGAGAUGUACAGAAACAGCACGGGGUUCUUCCAGCUCAUGGAAGAGACGAUCGAAGCGGCGCUCGAAGAGAGAGACUACGAGAAGCGGGAGAACGGAGAGAUGUUCGAGAUGAAGGUGGCAAUGAAGCUGGGAAGGAGCUUGUCGCAGCUUCGAGACUUGGCAAGAAAAUCAAUGGCUUCUUGCUUAGAGGGCGUUAAGGUGGACGAAUUCGGAAGCAAGCUCUUCUGAAACUCUCUUUCGAAAAAGAUAGAGGGUAAAUGAUGUGCAUGCACAAGUUAGGCUCAUUAACAUGAUUCUUUCAUUCCUUAAUUCUUGGCACAUGUUUUGUGCACAUGAUGUAACAAAGAGAAAGGAGCAUAAAAUGCUCAUCUUGGUUUGAUUUUGUAUUAACUAAAUUAAAACUUGUCCGUUGAA
This is a messenger RNA of Rhodamnia argentea, 1522 nucleotides long. RefSeq names its product probable F-box protein At4g22030. Lineage: Eukaryota; Viridiplantae; Streptophyta; Magnoliopsida; Myrtales; Myrtaceae. Bases 68 to 1336 code for a protein of 422 amino acids. The transcript has a single exon. The record is from RefSeq and is a predicted model, not a curated record.